CAUGCACGCCAGCGACGGCGAUCCCGACGGCGAGCUCGACGCUGCGUCGCUCGUCUCGGGCCUGAGCUCGCUGGAGAACGACGCCGAGGACGAGUUUGAUAAGCUCAUGAUACGCAACGAGCGCGACCAGCGACGGCUGAGCCACGCCACCCAGGCCCGCCCCCAGCCCUUUGCCAAAGCCCGCGCCCGCCCGCGCGUGGGCCUGACGCUGGAGAACCUCGAGAGAAAUAGUGCCGAGGCGGCGGCCACGCGCCCGCCAACCGCCCAGCUCGAGAGCCCGCCCAGCAGCAGCGGGAGCAUCCAGAACGACCCCUCCAUGCACGCGCCCGCGUCGUGGGGCAGGAAGAGCAGGAGCAACCGCAGCUGGAUGCGCGCCAUCACCGGCCACGACGGGCAGCACACGCCCGUCGCCGCCGCCGACGACGACGACGACGACGAUGCGCCCAACGGCCUCUACAACAACGUGGGCGUGCCUCACCGCUCAGUCCAAGACAGCCCGCUCUCGCAUAAGACGUCCAUGCACGGCACACCGCGCCCCGCCACGCCCGACGAGUGGGACCUGACCUUUGAGCUCAACGAGGCUUCCAUGAUUGCUUCGACGCCCUACAUACCGCGAAGCACCGUGCUCGACGACAUUCGCCAGCGUGAGAUGGAGACGGCAACAGAGCAGGCCCAGGACACGACUCGGGGCAGCGAGCCCGACCACGCAUCCAGGCGCUCAUCCUUCACGCAGGCUGCCGAAAAUGCACACGCAGCCCCUCCAAAACUCGCUCCCGCCCUGCAAGAGUCGCCGCCGCCCCAGAACAAGCUGCGCUCGCGCAAACAGUCGUGGCAGUCGAUGAGCAAAUCACAGCCGGUCCUGGGCGUGACCAAGGAACGCAUGCCCGCUGCCAUGUACAAGAGCACGGAGAGCAUAGCUACAGUAGACCGCCAGGUCAUUGCUACCGUUGAAAAAAGCCAGCCAAAACGAGUUCCCCAUCGGCGGAAAGACUCGCAGGACCUGCUGCGUCGGCUCGCGAGAGCCUCCAACACACCGAGUCCAGCACGGCCACAGACGACGCCUCCUGGGCCGCUGGACGGUGCAUCGGAGACGGCAACUGUGCGUACGGCAUCCUCGCGACAAGAGGACGCACAGGAUGCGGGGGACAACGCAUCUGUACCUACCGCGGAUGCUGAGCCCAUGGCACCCGUUCCAGAGGCAUCAGAAGCACCCCACAAGCCUGAACAAGCACCAGAGCCACCAACAGAGACAGAGGCUGAGGCCAAGGGCGGUGAUGCAACGCCAAUGCCUGCACAGCGAAUACUGAACCCCAAGACUCCAGUGGUGACUGGCGCUUGGGUUGACACACCAGGCCCACGCACCGCCCAAAGGUCUUCAUCUAUCUCCACAGAGAGAGACCGUUCGCGUUCGCAGUCGCGGUCCUCCAGGAAAAGUAGUAUGAGCAAGGACAAAUCGCCUGAAAGACCCCCCGAGUCUGGCCAAGAAGCACCGGCAAAGGCGACGAUAGAGCCAAUUCGCCCUCAACUGCCCAGGUCUGCACUGCAAGCCCUCGUCGAAGAAGCAAAGGCUCACCGCAAGGAGUCGUCAACAGACUUUGGCGACUCUACCAUCAACUCGCUCGAAGAGCUCAUCACCCCAUUGACUGAAAUCGCAAUGGACGACACGCUUCAGGGUCUUCAAGUUCCAACGGAUGCUCCCCGCAACGAUGCAGAACGUCAGAGACAACAAGAGCUUGUCCAUCUGCACCGCAUGAAUGACCGCCUCCGUGCUGCGCGCACCAGCAUCCGUGACGCAAGCCGGGGCAUGAAGCGUGUCGAGGACCAGGUUGAGCAUGUUGAGGAAGGUGAGGCUGGCGAAAAAAUAAAGGUGACGACGCGAACAUGUCUAUGCACAAGUGAUCACGUGCACACGUUUUCCAUGUGGAGAUGGUGGAAGAGCCUGUUCUGGGAACAGCGACUAAAAACGUUGCGGCAGAAAUCCGACAGUCGAUGGAAGGUCUGGGGCGGACUAACAGGCCUAAGCAUCUUUCUCAUCUUCUUCUUGGCUUGGUUAGUAAGUGAAGAGAUUGCCUGUGAGAUGUACUGCCGGCCCCUGUAUGCCUACUCGUAUCCCUAUCCGUUCAGCGUGAAUCCAAAUGCGCCCAAGUAUCCCUAUGUCAUUCCUACCCUCAUCUACCGCACCCUGAUCCGCGACUGGUGGCUCCCCAUCUCGACCUUUUUCUCCUGGAUCGGCGCCACAAUAUGGACCUGUUUGUUUGGCCAAACAUAUGGUGUGAAUUACGCUGCUGGCUACAGCAUGCGAAGUGCGGGCGUUGGCGAGAGCCAUUGGGUUAGCGAAGAAGCUGCUAAGAUUAUGGAAGAAAGGACUUGGGACGCGAGCAUGUUCAAUGAUGAAAUUCUGCCUCGAGGGCGGUAAAGCUUGUUUUUGGACUGUUUUUUUUUUGGAACAUUGUUGCAUUGUUGCAUUUUUGCUGCAUUUGAUGAGCGCGGCGUUUCUUUUUCCCUCCCUCAUUUAGCGAUUCUGGAUUGGAGUUUUUUCGGAGACGGGCGUACUUAUCUUUUGCUUUGCUUUGCUCUGCGCGAGUUGCAUCACAACCACAAUCAUGUUAUGUAUGUAUUACUACGCCCCC
Molecule: messenger RNA, 2630 nt
Organism: Exserohilum turcica Et28A
Lineage: Eukaryota; Fungi; Ascomycota; Dothideomycetes; Pleosporales; Pleosporaceae
Exons: 2
Source: RefSeq, a predicted model, not a curated record